Messenger RNA from Leishmania braziliensis MHOM/BR/75/M2904, 825 nucleotides. RefSeq lists its product as hypothetical. The transcript has a single exon. The coding region runs from base 1 to 825 and encodes 274 amino acids. The record is from RefSeq and is a predicted model, not a curated record. Lineage: Eukaryota; Euglenozoa; Kinetoplastea; Trypanosomatida; Trypanosomatidae. Gene Ontology annotation, molecular function: acetylpyruvate hydrolase activity.
AUGUCGUCUUUGGCCUUUACGCUUCGUCAAACGGUGGUGCCGGUGGUAACGAAACUCGCUAAGCCACUUUACUUCCCUGUGCGGCGCAUCUACUGUGCCGGGCCGAACUACGACAGCCACGCACGGGAGAUGGGCGGCGUCAUUAACCGCACGGACCCGUUCUUUUUCGUGAAGCCGACAGACUGUCUUGUAACGGACUUUGGAAAUCACACCUCCCCCAGCGCAACCAUCGACAUUCGCUAUCCGCCAGUCACGGAGAGUUACCACCACGAGGUGGAGCUGGUCGUUGCAUUGGGCUACCCAACUGGAAAAGCGGCGGCUUUCUCAGCAGCCUCGCAGGACCCCGCCGACACCCACUAUUCCAACAUGAAAAUCGAGGAGGCGGCGGACAUCAUCUACGCCUACGGCGUGGGGCUCGACAUGACGCGAAGAGAUCUGCAGCUGAUGGCCAAGAACAACGGCAAGCCCUGGGAUCUUGCCAAGGGCGCCGACGGCUCCGCUGUCGUCUCCCCACUUGUCCUCUCUCGUGACCUAAAGGAGGCGCACCCAGAGAUGUUUAUGUCCCCCGAUAAGGAUGAGACCGGUGUGGUGUCCAGCGGAAGUAUUUUCCUUCAAGUGAACCAGAAUGAGCGCCAGCGGAGUGACCUCAACUGUAUGGCGUGCCCCAUUGUGGAGCUGCUUGCACACUUAUCCAAGUAUGUUGCAUUGAAGCCUGGCGAUUUGCUCUUUACCGGGACCCCAUCUGGGGUGAGUGCCGUCCGUCGCGGAGAUGUGAUUGAGGCUGGCAUUCAGGGACUCGGUACGCUGAAGGUGAAUGUUAUAUAG